Teleopsis dalmanni is the source of this 459-nucleotide messenger RNA. Its product is annotated as sarcocystatin-A-like. Gene Ontology annotation, molecular function: cysteine-type endopeptidase inhibitor activity. Bases 39 to 404 code for a protein of 121 amino acids. The record is from RefSeq and is a predicted model, not a curated record. The transcript has 3 exons. Lineage: Eukaryota; Metazoa; Arthropoda; Insecta; Diptera; Diopsidae.
CAUUUCCGAGGAAAAACACCUUGAACAAUCCUAAGAAAAUGAAAACCAUAUUUUUGUUGAGUCUUGCCAUUAUUGUGGUCGCCGCAAAUGACGUACCUGUUUUAGGUGGAGUACAAAACUUAAGUGGCGACGACAUAAAUUCAGCAAAAGAAGCUUUGGAACUGUCUUUAACUAAAUUGGCCGCAGGCGAGGGUCCAAGUUAUAAGCUCUCUAAAAUUUUAUCAGCAACAUCUCAAGUAGUUUCUGGUAUUGCCUAUAAAAUAAAGGCUGAACUAAUUGAUUCCAAUGAUGCUACAAAAAUCUGCAAUAUCGGUAUUUGGAGUCAAUCUUGGUUGGAAAAUGGAAUCGAAGUUACUUUUGAAUGUGAUGGCGAGGAAAAAUUAGUGCGAAAACAUAGUGCUUAAGAAAAUUGUUGUUAAUAGAGACUAUUUAGAUGUAAAAUAUUAAAUAAAAUAUGAA